CUCAGUAGUCUGGCUUUUUACCCCCAUCGCCUUUGCAUUCCAUUUCUGUUGGGUUUAAAAUCUGUUUUUUUCUCAACUCUCUUUAACUGGUGUUAUCGUCGAUGUGUGUUGUGGGUUUUUUAAUUUAUUUUUUUAAUUAAAAAGAGUAUUAAAAAAAAAAAAGUCGUAUAAAAUCCAGUACAGACGCCUCGGUUGUUGGAGUGUAAACAGCUUUGUGUAAAUGAAGCCUACAGGAAAAGGAACUCAAGUUAUCUACAAAUAAUAAUGGCAUCUAACAGAGAUGUAAUGGAUAGAUCAAGAAAAAAUGGCCAAGAUACAAAAGAGGAAAAGCAAACGUUACCCAGUGAGGAAGAGGCAGAGGCGGGGCCUCAGGUGAGUACUGAUGCUCCGCCCCCAUACAGCAGCAUCACAGCAGACAAUGCAGCAUAUUUUGAUUACAAAGGUGAUGCUGCUUUCCCCAAACCUCCAUCUUACAAUGUGGCCACGUCGCUGCCGUCGUAUGACGAGGCUGAGAGAAGCAAAGCAGAAACUUCUGUUCCUCUGGUGACGGGACGAGAUGAUGACUUUGUGGCCAGAGAUGAUUUUGAGGAUGCAGACCAGCUGCGAAUUGGCAACGACGGUGUCUUCAUGCUGACUUUCUUUAUGGCUUUCCUCUUCAACUGGAUCGGUUUCUUCCUGUCUUUCUGCCUGACCACCUCAGCAGCGGGUCGUUAUGGCGCCAUCUCCGGUUUCGGCCUGUCCCUCAUUAAGUGGAUCCUGAUCGUGAGAUUUUCUACGUAUUUCACCGGCUACUUCCACGGUCAGUACUGGCUGUGGUGGGUGUUCCUGGUGCUCGGUUUUCUGCUCUUCCUCCGAGGCUUCAUCAACUACGCCAAGAUCCGCAGGAUGGCUGACUCUUUCGCGACUCUCCCAAGUACCAGAGUCCUUUUCAUCUAUUAAAACUUCACGUUCUUAAGCUUCUCAGCUUGUUGGAAACUGAGAAUGAAUUUCUGGCCUCCACGGAGCCGAGGGACCAUGACAGAUUUAAAGAAAAAAGCAAAAACCCUUGCAUACAUAACGUACCGAAGAGAAGUUACAUGUUUAUUUCAGGAUGAUGGAUGAGUGCUUAAUCAAAUCAGGGGAAAAUAAUAAAAGACACAUGAUGGACAGCGUGCUGCACUUUCUGUUUCUCAAUGUAAACUUAUGCUGAUGUCUCUGAAACUGCAGAAGUGUUUAGUGAUUUUAAGGUUAAACGCGUUUUGCAUUCUUGGAUUUAUAAAUGAAUGCCAUGUGAUAAUCUGCUCUGUAGUGACGGCAUGCAUUGUGCCCUGGUGGCCCAUAGGGGGCAGUCUCGCUUAUAGUUUUCUUUAGUUAUUAUUUCCCCUCCUCCUUGUAAUGACGUUGGACGCAGAGGCAGCCAGUGGCUGUUCUUCAUUCACAAAUAGCUUGUCUUUUCUGUGAAUGGUGUUGGAUGAAUUUAAUUUAAAGCAACAUUUCUCUCUCUCUCUGUGUGUGUGAAAUGAAAUUAAUUAAAAUUCCCCUCUUUUUAUUAGAGUUGUCACAUGUGAUGUGGUCAGACAGUAUGCUUUUAUUGUGUGUUUAUUUUUAAACAUGGGAAGCCCCAUAAGUCAGUGUAUGUCACACCAUGUGGAAUGAAACUAUAACUCAAAAUAAAUAUUUAUCCCUUUAUAUUUUGCCCAUAUUGUCAUCCAUAAAAUGGAUAAUUAAAUAAAAUAUUUUCAAAGCCCCUUUCAGGCAUGACCCUGUU
Molecule: messenger RNA, 1747 nt
Organism: Neoarius graeffei (lesser salmon catfish)
Lineage: Eukaryota; Metazoa; Chordata; Actinopteri; Siluriformes; Ariidae
Product: NEDD4 family-interacting protein 1-like
Exons: 8
Coding region: 265-939 (224 amino acids)
Biological process (GO): vacuolar transport; positive regulation of protein ubiquitination; ubiquitin-dependent protein catabolic process
Cellular component (GO): perinuclear region of cytoplasm; Golgi apparatus; endoplasmic reticulum
Molecular function (GO): WW domain binding
Source: RefSeq, a predicted model, not a curated record